ACGCGCCUCUUGUCUUGACAUUCGCAGCCUCCAUGCUGGAUGUUUUCGUUCGUGUCCGUUAAUGUCCUUUUAUAGAUCUUACCGACUUUACCGUAAGCAGCACGGUAAGUCUGUCCAGUUUACAGCGUUUACGAGCGUAUUAGUGCUCAUAUACUGUGAUAAUAGCCGAGUUUGUUAGCUAGUUAAGAGCAGCGCCGAGCCCGGGUUGUUGACCGAGCUGUCGGUCAGAUUUCUAAGGGCAUUGGAAGUCUUAAACAUGUCCUUAAAACAAGCAUCGGUCCAUGCAAAAUGGGUUAUUGGUCGAGUGAUUGGAACCAAGAUGAGGAAGACGGCGAAAGUUCGGGUUACUAGACUUGUCCUGGAUCCAUAUUUACUUAAGUACUACAACAAAAGGAAGACAUACUUCGCACAUGAUGCCUUGCAGCAGUGCACUGUUGGGGACAUUGUGUUGUUGAAGGCUUUACCAGAGAGCAGAUCCAAACAUGUCAAGCAUGAACUGGCUGAGAUAGUAUUCAAAGUCGGGGCAGUGGUUGACCCCCUGACUGGCAAGAAGGUUGCCGGAGGGCACUUUCUGGAGCCCCUUACAGAGUCCACAGAAAACACAGAGGCAUCUUUAACUGAAAAGUUAGAACAGCUGAACAUUUCUGCGUCUCCUUCGUCUCCAGCUUCUGCAUCAUAGUCUUGUUUUUUGUAUGAAUGUACCUGUAUGU
This is a messenger RNA of Colossoma macropomum (tambaqui), 710 nucleotides long. RefSeq names its product mitochondrial ribosomal protein S17 (gene mrps17). Lineage: Eukaryota; Metazoa; Chordata; Actinopteri; Characiformes; Serrasalmidae. Bases 257 to 679 code for a protein of 140 amino acids. Gene Ontology annotation, molecular function: structural constituent of ribosome. Gene Ontology annotation, cellular component: mitochondrial small ribosomal subunit; ribosome. The record is from RefSeq and is a predicted model, not a curated record. The transcript has 4 exons. Gene Ontology annotation, biological process: mitochondrial translation.